Molecule: messenger RNA, 1421 nt
Organism: Raphanus sativus (radish)
Lineage: Eukaryota; Viridiplantae; Streptophyta; Magnoliopsida; Brassicales; Brassicaceae
Product: homeobox-leucine zipper protein HDG12-like
Exons: 2
Coding region: 713-1111 (132 amino acids)
Source: RefSeq, a predicted model, not a curated record
UACGUAUAACAGACUUUAUUUACCGGUUCAGUAUAUACCAACGGUUUGGUUUUAUUUGGUUUUCUCUUAGCUUAUUCAAUUUUUUACUUGAGAAUUAGUUAGUUUGGUUGGAUCCGGUUUAGUAGUUUUUCGAUUUUGGAAAUUUAAGUAAACCAUAUAUUUUCAUUUAGAAACGGCCAGAAAAUCAAAGAAAUUCUAGGGCCUUUUUUCUGCCGUAGUCUCUCUAUUUUAUGCACAAUAUUUUUUUUUGAACGUCUGAAAUCGAUUAUUAUCGAUUAAUUAUGAUAUUACAGUAAUGAAAAUAUUACAAAGACGGUUUUACAGCCGACAAAUCUAUUAAACUGUGAGAAUAUACGUCUGAAUGCACCAUUCUGAACCGUCCUAUGAGAUCCAUGUUCUAUGGUACGUCUUGCACCAAGCUGAAAAUCUCUUGUAACAUUUUUUUCCAUGAUUUGCAUAAUUUGGUCUUUUCUGGGUUUGAAUCCCAGAUCUCCGGAUGUAGAAGCAAUUAAACCCUUAGUCAAACCAUUGGACAAGGGAACUUCCACAGAGAUUGUCCCGGUUCUUCACGAACCGGUUUCUUCUGUUCUUGGCCAGAUUUCAUUCUCCGUACGGUUAACGAACCGACACUGGUUUCUCCAGCACAGAGACAUUAACGCUGUUCCAGACAUCGGUUCUUGUUGGUAAACCGGCAAUCCUCUCAGCAACCUCCAUGUCUUCAGGCAAAACAGAGCCGAAAACAGUGGGUUCAAUGCAUCAUGUCAUCAUCAAAAACAACAUGCUGAUUCUUCAAGUAAGCUGCAUAGAUUCAUCAGGCUCGCUUGUGGUCUACACUCCAGUGGAUCUACCAGCACUGAACAUGGCAAUGAGUGGUCAAGAUACAUCUUACAUCCCCAUUUUACCCUCUGGUUUUGCUGUUUUACCAGACGGAAACAGGAAUAAUCAACUUGCAGAAAUUAAAGCUGAAGGAGGAGGAAGUGGUGGUUCACUGAUAACGGUUGGGUUUCAGAUAAUGGUGAGUAGUUUGCAGUCAGGGAAAUUGAAUAUGAGUCAAAUGAAACAGUUAAUAACCUCAUCAGUUCCACUGUCCACCACAUUAAAACCGCCAUGAGUUGUCCUUCAACUGCGUGAGGACGCCAUUAAACGCAAAGUUAUUAAGCACUUACUUUGCCUUCAAUGCCAGCAAAGAGUGUAAGAAAAUCAUUACUCUUCUGGUUAUAUGUCUCCACUUUUCACUCUCUUGUUCUGUUUUUGUUUUUGAAGUUUUUGUGUGUGUACGUUUGAAAUGGUAAAAUAUUUAGUGGGAGGUUGAGUCAAGAACGCACCAUGCUCUUUGUGUAUGGUUCGGGCAUUGACUUCUGUUUGUUUCUUUUGUCUAGUUGCAAACUGUUAAGUUACUUUUUUCUUAGCUAAAUUUCUUC